Molecule: messenger RNA, 1035 nt
Organism: Drosophila grimshawi
Lineage: Eukaryota; Metazoa; Arthropoda; Insecta; Diptera; Drosophilidae
Gene: eIF2Balpha
Product: translation initiation factor eIF-2B subunit alpha
Exons: 5
Coding region: 71-991 (306 amino acids)
Biological process (GO): translational initiation
Cellular component (GO): eukaryotic translation initiation factor 2B complex
Molecular function (GO): translation initiation factor activity; guanyl-nucleotide exchange factor activity
Source: RefSeq, a predicted model, not a curated record
AAACAGCUGUUCUAAGCAGCGAAUAUAAUUGUUGAUAACGAGGAACAACAGUUGCAAUACGACUGUCAAAAUGCCACAAAUAACGCAGUCUGCCGCAGAAUUUGAUGUGGUCAAGUACUUUCUGCAACUGCUGGAAGAUGACAAGGACAUGUCCUCGGGCAUAGCGGCAAUUAAAACGCUGCUCAUGAUAUUGGAAAAGAAACAAUUUGGCACCAUACACAUUCUGCACACCACAAUGCGCGAAGCAGUGGCAGCCAUGCGGAAUACGGAUUUGUCAAUUGCUGCCAUCGUUUCUGCCGGGGAGUUAUUCUGUCGCUUUAUAACACUGAGCUUGGAUGACAAGCACAUGGAGGAGUGCCGCCAAAUCAUGUUGAAUCGUGGCAAAAUCUUUCUCACCAAGUUGCUCAAUUCACGACAGGUCAUUUCACAGCAGGCACAACGCUUCAUUAGCGAUGGCUGUCGCAUCCUGACACAUUCGCGUUCCCGUGUCGUCCUUAAGGCGCUGAUCGCAGCAUCGCAGAACAAGAAAAGUUUUCACGUGUUUGUGACGCAGGGCGGUACAGGAAACUCUGGUGAGGAGAUGGUGCAGGAAUUGCAGGCGAUGGGCAUUGAUUGCACACUAAUUUUGGACUCGGCCACGGGCUAUGUGAUGGAAUCGGUGGAUUUCGUUAUGGUCGGCGCCGAGGCCGUUGUGGAGAGUGGCGGCAUCAUAAAUCGCAUCGGGUCCUAUACAAUGGGUUUGUGUGCGCGCGAAAUGAAGAAACCGUUCUAUGUGCUCUCCGAGAGCUUCAAGUUCUCUCGCCUCUACCCACUAAAUCAAAGAGAUCUGCCCAAUGAGUACAAGUACUCGCGCAAGCAUUUAAAUGAUGUGUCCAAGGUGCAUCCACUGGUGGACUAUACGCCGCCGGCAUAUAUCACGCUGCUCUUCACCGAUCUGGGCAUAUUGACACCAUCGGCAGUUAGCGACGAAUUAAUCAAACUUUAUAUGUGAAUGGGAAUAAAAAUGCAAAACGAUUGACUGGCUUUGAGAUCUGA